This is a messenger RNA of Orbicella faveolata, 5149 nucleotides long. RefSeq lists its product as uncharacterized. The record is from RefSeq and is a predicted model, not a curated record. NCBI's taxonomy places the organism in Eukaryota, Metazoa, Cnidaria, Anthozoa, Scleractinia, Merulinidae. Gene Ontology annotation, molecular function: peroxidase activity; heme binding. Gene Ontology annotation, biological process: response to oxidative stress.
GAUAUUUCCUCUAGUUAACUUUUGCUUCGAAACGACUUCAGUCUGUAUCGAAUUGACUUUAGUUUGUGUCGAAUCGACCGUAAAUCAUUAACUGUAUCUUUCAUAAGUUUCUGAUUUUACUAGGCCGUCUAUCGAGGUCACACAGUUUGCGAGUGCGAGGUUUCAAAACAACUAUUUUUGGAAAGAUAACAGUUUCAUUAGACGUGAGAAUUGUGAACGUUUUCGUUCAUGUUUUUACUGCGAUUUGAGUGUGUUUUAACAACACUCACGCUAUCGGGCAUUGUGUAAUUUUCUUCGCUCUUUAGUUUUGGAUUUUAGAAUUAAAUGACGUCACGUGAAAAUAGUCAAUAAUGUAACGUCUGCGUUAUGCUCGCGAAGAAGAUAAACAUUUAAUGUUGCACAAGCUUCGCGAGGUCAUGCGUAUGUGAGAUUUAAGCACCCACACGGAAGUGGAGAGGGGAUGGGGGCGUUGUUUGUUUAACUGGAUUAGAGAAAGUACUGUUUCGAAUAAAAACAAGAGCGUGGUUUGAUUAGUCAUGAUCCGUUAGAGUGUCGUGAUGCUGGUACGUUGUGAUGUCUCGAGAUGGCACGACGUCAGUCACGCAACGUCUAUAUACGGAUGAGAGAGUUUUAAAGACAAAUAGCUUUUGUUGACAGAGCAUCUCAUUGGACAACGCAAUUACACAGUUCUCAAACACGAGGUCUCAUUCGAAGAAUGUAAACUGAAAGCCCCCUUGACUUUUAGCGCAGGAUACGGAAUACUUCAGAGGUUUGUCUCGACCAGUCAAUCAUACAUGAAACAGUAGUAGCACGUUGAAAAGAAAUACAAAUCGCUCCGCUUCAGUGGUUUAUUCAGCCGCAUAUCGUUUAGCAUACAGUCAAACUACAUACCGAAGAGCGGGGCACAUAUUUUGAUAGGUCGGACCUUGUGUAAUCAAAUGGAUUUGUAACCGAGAGCACGAAUUUUGUUUUUGACCGUUCUUUUAACGUCGUGAAGCGGCCAACUCCAGCAAUCGUCGUAAUGAAAGCAAAAUACGUAAACUUUCGCAUCUUGGCAAUCGUCCUCUGCAAGUACGCUUGGUCAUCUGCGACGCCGAGUUUACAUGCAAUCACGGAUUUGUACGAGAUUGAUGGCGACGGAAAUACCUUUGAACAUCGCGUUGACAACGAAGGGAAACAGUGGAAGAGACAGGUGAACUUGCAAAGGCUUGAAGUAUUAUCAAAUGACGUGGUUCUUGGUCUUCCAUUUGAUAGCUGUCUUGAGGACAAAUUAACAAACAUUGAUGACAAACCUGACGAACAAAAGUCGAAGUUUGAAGAAAUACAUCAGCACGCUGGAUUCCAUCAUGUUCACCGCACCAGUAUGGCUGUGAGGCCUCAUUGUGUGUUUGACGUGGUGGUGCCCUUUUACAACUCCUCUCAGGAGGCGCGGAUGCCUGGCGAGUUUUGCACUCCUGAACACGUGACAGGCGGAGCAGCCGUUGGGGAUUAUGAUGGAGAUGGAAUGGAGGACAUUUAUUUUACCGUGUUUGACGAAAGGAGUGUCCUGUACAGAAACAACGGUGAUGGAACUUUCACUGACGUCACCAUAGAGACAGACAUUGGACCCAGCUCUCACGCUAAUGGUGCUGUCUGGGCUGACUUUGACCAGGACGGGGAUCUGGACCUUUAUGUGACAACACUCGGCGAUAGAAGGCAUUACCUAUACAUCAAUCAUGAAGGCCACUUUAAAGACGAAGCUAUGCAGAGAAACUGUUCAAUGCAGACGAGCAGCAAACGAAAGCUUUCUGGAAUGACACCAAAUGUUGGUGAUUUUGAUCUAGAUGGGUUUGUCGACAUUUACGUGACAGAAUGGCUUCCGCAUACUUUGGGAAAGCCGUCAACUUCCAGGCUUCUUAGGAACAGAGGAUACGAAGCACGUGGGUAUUUUGAAGAUGUUACCUUGGAAGCAGGAGUAGAUAUGGACAAUUUCUACAAAAGGUCUUUACUCAACAGAGGAACCUACACGUUUGGUUCCUCAUUUACAGACUUUGACAAUGACGGCUGGCAAGAACUGCUGGUGACUGCAGACUAUGGAGACAGUAAAAUGUUUUGGAAUAUGAAGAACAACUUCACGGAAUGUACUAAGUUUUGUGGCCUUGAAGCAAAGCAGGACGCUAUGGGCCAUGCGAUAGGGGACUGGGACAAUGAUGGUUAUCUUGACUGGUUUUCUAGCGCCAUAUGGCACAACAGAACUGAUUGUUCCGUGUUCGGUUGCAAGUUUGAGAGCAGUGGAAACGUGCUAUUCCGUAAUUUGGGAGGACGACAGUUUGAAGAAAUCGCAAAGCAGGUCGGUGUGACAAACGGUGGGUGGGGUUGGGGUGCUGCGUUCGUGGACUUUGAUAACAAUGGAUUAUUGGAUAUCAUUAUGACCAGCGGUAUCGACUUCCCGACGACAACAACAGAUGAUCAUUUUCGAGUGAAUAGCAUGCAUUUGUGGCAAAACCUCGGAGCUGGUCGUAAUGAAACAACACGAGAGGUGUCCGCUUUGUAUGGCCUGAAUGGCACGGGACAAGGACGGGGCCUGCUUAAGUGGGACUAUGACGAUGAUGGCGACGAAGACAUCAUAGUGUGUAAUAAUGUGGGAGCUCCAUUUUUCUAUCAAAAUCAGCAAAAUGAGUCCAACAAGUGGAUACGAAUACGUGUCGUACAUCGGUAUUUUGAAGAUGUUACCUUGGAAGCAGGAGUAGAUAUGGACAAUUUCUACAAAAGGUCUUUACUCAACAGAGGAACCUACACGUUUGGUUCCUCAUUUACAGACUUUGACAAUGACGGCUGGCAAGAACUGCUGGUGACUGCAGACUAUGGAGACAGUAAAAUGUUUUGGAAUAUGAAGAACAACUUCACGGAAUGUACUAAGUUUUGUGGCCUUGAAGCAAAGCAGGACGCUAUGGGCCAUGCGAUAGGGGACUGGGACAAUGAUGGUUAUCUUGACUGGUUUUCUAGCGCCAUAUGGCACAACAGAACUGAUUGUUCCGUGUUCGGUUGCAAGUUUGAGAGCAGUGGAAACGUGCUAUUCCGUAAUUUGGGAGGACGACAGUUUGAAGAAAUCGCAAAGCAGGUCGGUGUGACAAACGGUGGGUGGGGUUGGGGUGCUGCGUUCGUGGACUUUGAUAACAAUGGAUUAUUGGAUAUCAUUAUGACCAGCGGUAUCGACUUCCCGACGACAACAACAGAUGAUCAUUUUCGAGUGAAUAGCAUGCAUUUGUGGCAAAACCUCGGAGCUGGUCGUAAUGAAACAACACGAGAGGUGUCCGCUUUGUAUGGCCUGAAUGGCACGGGACAAGGACGGGGCCUGCUUAAGUGGGACUAUGACGAUGAUGGCGACGAAGACAUCAUAGUGUGUAAUAAUGUGGGAGCUCCAUUUUUCUAUCAAAAUCAGCAAAAUGAGUCCAACAAGUGGAUACGAAUACGUGUCGUACAUCGAACUGGAUCAAACUUCCUNAAUGUUACCGUUAAAGUCGCGUGGCCAUCUAGUUUCAUGGACGUGACAUACACGAAUGUGAUUCCUAAUACAAGAAUUCGAAUCAUAAAGCCAGAAAGGUAUGCUGACUCGGGGAAGACGUUGCCAUAUUCUUCUCUUGGCAAGUGCUUUACUUUGAAAGUAACGGAGAUCAAUAAACAGCCACCUCAUGCAACAGUAAUUGUCAAUCCAGAUGGGAAAACGGUGAACUUCAAAUUAAAACCCGGAACAAAUCCAAUGGAGCUUAGUACUGAGGUCUUCGACUACUCAGUGACUGUGACUCCCAGUCCGGGUCAACAACCGCUGACCGCCAAUAGUUCGGGUUUCCUGGUAUUUUCUUAUCAACGCAACUACAGCUAUAACGCAGACUGCAAGGAUGGUAGAAAAAUAGGACCGAUACCGACUGUAACAGAUGAAAGACGUCUAGAUGGUACAUCUUACAAUAAACAUCACGUGCGGUGGGGUGCUGCAAUGGAGGACGUGGCACGCGAUGUACCGGCCAUGUACCCUGACGGUAUCGCACUGCCCUCUGGGACAUGCACCCCACAAGAGAAACAAACAAAAAAAUGCAGAUAUACUGAUGAAGUGAACGGAUUUGGUUCUCACAGGCCACCACCGAGAAAAGUCAGCAACAGUCUCUUUCAACAGACUGAAUCCAAGAUUAGUGCCCGUCGACUAAGCGAUUUACAUUCACACUUCGGACAGUUUUUGGCGCAUGACACAGAUUUCUCUAGCCCGCUGCCCCGAUACGAGUUUCAAGGAGUUGUGAGUGACGUGUGGCUACCCAUUAAAGUACCAAAGGGAGAUGUCCACUUUGAUCCUCUGAACAAAGGCAAUAUCUAUCUUCCUUUUGUGCGUUCCACCUACAACAGGUGCACUGGCCGCCAUACAGACACUCCGAGACAACAGGUUAAUAAACUUACUUCAUAUAUUGAUGGCUCUGUCGUGUAUGGCGAAUCAGAAAUGAGGAAUGGGGCGUUACGAGAAUUCAAAGAUGGGAAGAUGAAGCUUGGUCCUGAUGGUCUCAUACCGAAAAACACGAUGGCCAUAGCAAAUGAUAAUCCGUUGGGCCGUGAUGCAGACAGUCUAUUGGCCGCUGGCGAUUCAAGAGCUAAUGUUCAACCGAUGUUGAUCGCAUUUCACACUCUGUUUGUGCGGGAACAUAACAGGCUCUGUGACGAGUUCAAAAACAAAGAUCCACUGGCUACAGACGAACAGCUAUUCCAGGCCGCGCGUCGCCUGGUGGCGGCUGAGCUCCAGGCUAUUACGUUCCGUGAAUACCUGCCAGCAUUGUUGGGAGGAACCGAUCACAUACCACCUUAUCAGGGGUACAAUGAGAGCGUCAACGUUGGCAUGAGCAACAUCAUGGCCACUGCAGCUUUCAGAUUCGGUCACAGUCAAGUCAACACUCACUUGUGGCGGUUUGAAGAGAAUGGUACCAUGUCUCAUUACGGUCACCUCCCUCUUAGAGACGCUUACUUCUCACCUGAAAGAGUAUCGAGGGAAGGGGGAGUAGAUCCCCUCUUUAGAGGAGCUGCGAGACAAGCCGCACAGGAGAUCGAUUUACAGGUAUUGCUUCCUUCACGAGUUAGCCUGUGUGUGCAGCCCUUAGCUAAUGGGCCACGUUCGAUNUUCAUGAUCACUUAA